Messenger RNA from Scomber japonicus (chub mackerel), 1763 nucleotides. It is a transcript of the gene acp2, whose product is annotated as acid phosphatase 2, lysosomal. NCBI's taxonomy places the organism in Eukaryota, Metazoa, Chordata, Actinopteri, Scombriformes, Scombridae. Gene Ontology annotation, molecular function: acid phosphatase activity. The record is from RefSeq and is a predicted model, not a curated record. Gene Ontology annotation, cellular component: lysosome. Gene Ontology annotation, biological process: dephosphorylation; lysosome organization. The coding region runs from base 50 to 1315 and encodes 421 amino acids. The transcript is spliced from 13 exons.
AGCAGGUUAGGAGACCGAGGAAAUCAUUAAGACCGAGGCAGACGGAACCAUGGUCUCCGGUACGGUGCUCCUUCUUUUGACGGUGCUGUCUGUCUGUGGAAAAGCUGCAGCAGAAAGAAAACUAGUCUAUGUGACUGUGCUGUUUCGACAUGGUGACAGAUCGCCCGUCAAAGCUUAUCCGACUGACCCAUACCAGGAGAACGACUGGCCACAAGGCUUCGGGCAGCUAUCGCAGGAGGGGAUGAGGCAGCACUUUGACCUCGGACAGUUUCUGAGAAACAGAUACAAAGGAUUUCUCAACGAAUCCUAUGACAGACACGAGAUCUCAGUUCGCAGUACGGACUACGAUCGCACCCUGAUGAGCGCUGAGGCCAACCUCGCAGGUCUCUACCCCCCCAGUGGUCGGCAGGUCUUUAAUCCAAACUUGCCGUGGCAGCCAAUACCUGUACACACAGUCCCUCAGAGUGAAGAGAGGCUUCUCUCGUUUCCUUUGGGAGACUGUCCUCGCUACAAACAGCUGAUGAAUGAAACUGAACACACAGAAGAGUUUCUGAAUGUCACCAAGACAUACAAGGACAUCAUAGAUCUGGUGAGGAAUAAAACGGGAUUGAAUAAGACGAACGUGGAGUCAGUGUGGAGCGUGUAUGACACUCUCUUCUGUGAGUCCCGUCACAACAUGUCAGCUCCGGAUUGGGUCACCCCUGAACUUAUGGAGAAACUCAGAAUACUCAAAGACUUUGGAUUCCGGGUCAUGUUUGGGGUCUACAAACAACAGGACAAGAGCCGGCUGCAGGGAGGUAUGCUGCUGGGUGAAAUAGUGAAGAAUCUUUCCACGAUGGCUGACGCAGAGUCAAAAAAGCAACUGAAAUUCAUGAUGCUGUCAGCGCAUGACACCACUGUAGCUGCUCUUCAGGCCAGCUUGAAUGUGUUCAAUGGAAGACAGCCACCAUACGCCUCCUGUCAGAUAUUUGAGCUGUACAAAGAUGACAACGGUUCCGCCUCUGUGUCCAUGUUCUACCGGAACAACAGCAAAGCAGACGCCUACCAGCUGCAGUUACCAGGCUGCGCCCUCGACUGCCCCCUGGAGGACUUUGUGAAAAUUACAAAGCUCUCGAUUUCAGACGACAGGGACAAAGAGUGUCAGCUGCCAUCUGAAGGGAGAGAUAAAGAAGUCAUUAUCAGUUUAGCGGUGUCCGGCUGUCUGCUCAUCUUCCUCAUUGCCCUCCUCCUUGGCGUCAUUUGCUGGCAGAAGGAGCCAGUGAGUAGUCGGGGUUACCACCACGUGAUCAACCGGGAGGUGGGUGAGGAGUCCUGACAGAAGCACAAGCUCCUCCCUCGCAGAGGUACAAGCCUCAUGUCAUGGGACAGCAGCGACGAUGAUGAACUCUGAACUCUGAGACGCUUCUUGAUGACUUCAUCAGCUCUGGCUCAGGACCCAAAAUGAUAUUUUUUAUGUGAGAUUCCAUCCAUAGUGGGUCCAAAAUGACUAUUUUUGAGGGAAGAAUGAAACUCUUCAAUUUAAGUGACGAUUUUAAAAACUGGUUUACGAUCACGAUUAACUAACUAAUUAGUCAUGGAUGCGAGACCAGGACUGAUUUCUACAUCAAGAAAACACAGCAGGGAAGACAUGUUUUGUCUUUUUAACAGUUUUUGACAUCUAAAGCACGUGCAGACGUGGUCUGAAGUUAAUGAUUUCAACUUCAUUGUCCACUCUGUAUUUUUUUAAACUGUAUAUUUUGGGACUGAAACAGCUGCAGAAAAGU